This is a messenger RNA of Cyprinus carpio (common carp), 1915 nucleotides long. RefSeq names its product chromatin target of PRMT1 protein-like. The record is from RefSeq and is a predicted model, not a curated record. The coding region runs from base 629 to 1282 and encodes 217 amino acids. NCBI's taxonomy places the organism in Eukaryota, Metazoa, Chordata, Actinopteri, Cypriniformes, Cyprinidae. The transcript is spliced from 6 exons.
GCUCUCGCAGUUAUUAGCACCAUUUUGUGAUGAAUGGGCUGCGGAGUAGAAGACCGAGAUAGAAGUAGCCUGGUGUUUUUUUUUUAGCCAAUUUAGUGGGAUAUAGCUUUGUUUUUAAGUUCUUAAAUAUAUCCGGAAGAGGGGCGGUAGUUGUACAGUUCUCGGGCGUCAAGUAGAGAAGUCUGGAGUGUGAGUUUUGUCGAGUCGAGCGUCGCGCUAAAGCUAACAGGCUAACACAGCUACACGAGUCUUUGAAAGAAAAGGAGAGAUCCCUGCAAGUCUGAAGAAACAUGAGCGCCCCUUCUUCUCAAAAAGUCGUGCUGAAAAGCACCACCAAGGUGUCCCUGAAUCAGCGGUGAGGCGCUACGCAUCCCGACAGCAUUAUCUCAAGGCCAGGGGGAAAAGCAUACAGAGAUAACUAAGGCGUCAAGACGUGUGCACUAUGGAGGUCAUUGAGGGGGAGACAUCAGACCUGACGUGGACGCUAGACUACCCGCACGGUGUGCGCCGCUUACCCAACAUGACGAUGAGUCGAUAUUAAGACCUGACAGCGUGCCGUGUUCGGCGAGGUGUCUCUUGCGUAAGCGGCGCACACCGGAGGUGAGAGGGUAAUGGUGAGUUCACGAACAUGCUGAAGAACAAGCAGCCGACGGCGAGUAGCAUCCGGGCGACCCUGCAGCAGCAGCACAUGGCCAGUGCGAGGAACCGCCGGCUCGCGCAGCAGAUGGAGAACAGGCCCUCUGUGCAGGCCGCUCUGCAACACAAACAGAGCCUGAAGCAGCGACUUGGGAAGAGCAACAUCCAGGCCAGGCUGGGUCGGCCCAUCGGCCCGCUGAUGCCAGGCAACGCCAGAGGACGGGGUUUUCCUGGAGGAUUUCGUGGAGCUGGACGAGGACUGCGGGGAAGAGGAAGAGGCGGUGUCAUGAGAGGAGCACUCUCUCUUAGAGGUGCCGGUCCGAUGAGAGGAAGGGGUGGUCCUGGACGCAUCGGUCUCCGUCGAGGCAUGCGUCAGCGAGGAGGAGGCACAGGACGAGGUGCUCUGGGUGGCCGAGGAGCAGCACGUGGAGCAGCUGGAGGAAGAGGCCGCGGGGGUCUGAGAGGUCGUGGAGGGUUUGCAGGAAGGGGUCGUGGACGCGGCAGAGGCCGAGGAGCAGGCCGUCCCAUCGUCACACGCGAGCAGUUGGACAACCAGCUUGAUGCUUACAUGUCCAAGACCAAGGGCCACCUGGACGCCGAGCUGGAUGCGUACAUGGCCCAAGCAGACCCUGAGAGCAUGGAGUAACCACAGCUGAGCUGAGAGAGAGAGAGACAGCAGCCCCCCGAAGAGCUGCAGAGAAUAGACUGAUUGACAACAUACACAUUCAGUACCAUUAAAGCUGUUGCUCUUCGACACUCCCUGAGAAGACAUUUUAAACUUGAAGGUUGUGCAAAGUUAUGGUUCCAUCCCCGUUGUCUUCGCCACUCACAUUUUCUAAACUCAAGCCUACCACAGAUCUAAAACACAAUAAGACCUCUAAGAAAACGAUUGGCAGUAAAGUGAAGGAAAAAAAACAUGUUUUCCAUUGAACUAUAAUAACAGAGAUUGUGCUUGUGCGUGUUUAUUGGCUGAAAGUGUCCCAGUGUACGCAGAACUGUGAACUCAAGGACAUCUGAUCAUCGGGUGUUAAAAUGUGGUUUACGAACAGAUGUUAAUUGCCAUAAUGUUCUACAAAUGAAACUUACCUUUUAUUAUUGUAUUUUUAUUGUUUUAAAGUGGAACUUUUAUUCAGUAUACACAAUCUUAAGUCUUUUUUGUCUGUCAUAAAAGAUGUUUAAAAGUAUAUUGUAACUCACAGCCGCUUUUUUUUUUUUUUUUUUUUUUUUUUUUUUUAUUUUUUUUUUUUUUUGGCUUCAAAUAAAUCUUGGCCAUAAGAUG